AUGGCUACAUCAACCAUCACAAUGGUCGAGUCUACCACCCAGGCCCCUCCUCAAGAAAUCGUCAUGAGCGACACAAGUCCUCAGCAUCCUUCAGAUGACGUGCCGGAUCUUAUCAGCAAGCUUCACGUGAUUCCAACAUUCACUGAUCCUCUCGCUGAACGCCAAUGGGCAAAGGAACAUCUCGUGGGUGCCUUCCGCAUCUUUGCCAAAUUCGGCUACAACGAUGGUGCAGGCGGCCACAUCAGCCUACGCGACCCCGUCAACCCAAAGUGUUUUUGGAUCAACCCCUACGCCGUCCACUUUAAGCUUCUGAAAGUCAGCGACCUCAUCUUCGUUAGCGAAGAGGGAAAGCCUCUAACCAAGACAAACCACAAAGUCAACCGAGCAGGCUUUAUGAUACACGCGGCGCUUCAUAAGGCCAGACCAGACGUCAACGCCGCUGCGCACUGUCAUUCACCCUACGGAAGGGCGUGGUCUGCGUUUGGAAAGCCUAUCGAGAUGCUGAACCAGGACUGUUGCAUGUUCUACGAUGACCUUUCAGUUUACGAGGGCUUCGGUGGCGUUGCCCUCGCACAAGAUGAGGGCGAGAAAAUUGCGAAGGCGUUGGGGCCCAAGCAUAAGAACGUCAUUCUUCAGAACCAUGGGAUUCUUACUUGUGGAGGGACUGUGGAUGAGGCAGCUGCUUUCUUCAUCGCCCUGGAGCAGGCAUGUCAGGCACAACUACUGGCCGAUGCUGCCGCCGCAAACGGUGUUCAGAAGCGAUAUGUCUCGGAAGAGGCAGCCAGAUUCACAAAAGCGGGAUCGGGAACACCAGAAGUCGUCUUCAUGCAGUUCAAGCCUGAGUAUGACUUGGUGCUGGAAGAGACAAAUGGAAGCUUUCUGUCAUAG
Molecule: messenger RNA, 888 nt
Organism: Colletotrichum chrysophilum
Lineage: Eukaryota; Fungi; Ascomycota; Sordariomycetes; Glomerellales; Glomerellaceae
Exons: 1
Coding region: 1-888 (295 amino acids)
Cellular component (GO): cytoskeleton
Molecular function (GO): actin filament binding
Source: RefSeq, a predicted model, not a curated record